Hevea brasiliensis (rubber tree) is the source of this 3261-nucleotide messenger RNA. Its product is annotated as protein WEAK CHLOROPLAST MOVEMENT UNDER BLUE LIGHT 1. The record is from RefSeq and is a predicted model, not a curated record. The transcript has 4 exons. Bases 219 to 2921 code for a protein of 900 amino acids. NCBI's taxonomy places the organism in Eukaryota, Viridiplantae, Streptophyta, Magnoliopsida, Malpighiales, Euphorbiaceae.
UUUUCUUCUCACAAUUCUCAGGCCAUAAAAAUAAAUAGAAGACGACAGAGAAAAUCAAAAAAGAAAAAUCUAAUCUUGAAUAGAAGCAGAGAAAGAGAGAACGUACAGUCUGUGAGACGAGGUAGGCGCAGAGAUCGUUAAUAUUCUCCUCAAUUCUGCUUCUCUUUUCGUUUCUGGAUAAUCUUGACAGGAGUGGGACUCCUCACUGCAUAUUCUUUAUGAUGGAGGAUGUAAAAGUUGCUGAAGUUAUUCCUCCUCCAGAUUUGUCUUCAUCCUCUCAAGAAAACAAUCAUUCUUAUAAGGAAGGCUCAAUAAACCCACUUAAUAAUGGAAAAGUAGAAUCUGACAGUAAGUUAUCAGUAAUGGAACAUUCUAAUUCAUCAUUUAUCCAAGAUGUUUUUGAUAACCCUAUCCUAGCGGAAAAUUCAGGUCAAAUUCAACUUCUUCCAACGGACAAUCUGGUGUCUACUUCAAUAGCUGAUAUAAUAGAGACAGACAAUCCAGGUACAGUCAAGGAAGAUUCAAAAACGGAAGCAACACAAGAUUUCUCCAAUGGACGAGAAUCUCAAGAAAAAAUUGAAACCGUUGCAAUAUCCUCUAAUGGACAACAUUACCAAGAGAAAACUGAAGCUGUUCAAAGUUCUGCAGAUGGAUUGCAAUUGCAAGAAAAAACUGAACCUCUGCAAAAUUCCUGUGACAUGCAGCAAUCACAAGAUACUUCUUCUCUUGACAGUUCCCACAUUCAUAUUGAUGACAUUAUACCUAUUGCUUCUUAUCCUAAGGUGAGCUCGCAAUCCAAUGAGUUUGAUCUUCCCCACAUAAAGGUCAGAGUGCAAACAGAUGAACCUACCUCUGCCUCACCAUAUGCAAAGAUUGCCAGUCAUAUUGUCAGGACACCAUCAUCUCUCAAUUCACCUGGAGAUGUUAAGCAGGGCGGCAUAUACAGAGGUCUUAUUGAUACAAGGGCACCUUUUGAAUCUGUUAAAGAAGCUGUUUCCAAGUUUGGAGGAAUUGUAGAUUGGAAAGCCCACAAAAUACAAACUGUUGAGAGACGCAAGCUUGUGGAGCAAGAGCUAGAGCAGGUACAGAAGGAAAUGCCUGAGUACAGGAAAAAGUCGGAGGAUGCUGAACUGGCAAAAAUACAAGUUCUUAAGGAGCUGGACAGCACUAAGAGGCUUAUUGAAGAGCUAAAGCUCAAUCUGGAGAGGGCACAGACGGAAGAGCAUCAAGCAAAACAAGAUUCUGAGCUUGCCAAGCUGAGGGUAGAAGAACUAGAACAAGGAAUUGCUGAUGAGGCUAGCGUUGCAGCAAAGGCACAGCUUGAGGUUGCUAAAGCGAGGCAUGCAGCUGCAGUUUCAGAGCUCAAAUCUGUUAAUGAUGAAUUGGAAACGCUGAAAAAGGAAUAUGCUUCUUUAGUUGCCGAGAAAUAUGAAGCUGUGAAGAAAGCUGAAGAGGCUGUUUCUGCAUCCAAGGAAGUUGAGAAGACAGUUGAGGAACUUACUAUUGAGCUGAUUGCUACAAAGGAAUCCUUAGAGUCAGCACAUGCUGCCCACCUGGAGGCAGAGGAACAAAGAAUAGGAGCAGCCAUGGCAAGGGAGCAAGAUUCCCUCUAUUGGGAAAAGGAAUUGAAGCAGUCAGAAGAGGAGCUCCAGAAACUUAACCAACAAAUUCUUUCAGCAAAGGAUCUCAAAUCAAAACUAGACAAUGCUUCAGCUUUGCUACUUGAUCUGAAAGCUGAAUUAGCAGCAUAUAUGGAAUCUAAAUUAAAGGAGGAUUCUGAUGAAGGAAACACAAAAGCUGAGCAAGAGGAACCAGAGAAGAGAACUCAUACUGACAUAAAGGCAGCAGUAGCUUCAGCAAAGAAGGAGCUAGAAGAAGUAAAGCUUAACAUAGAGAAAGCAACUGAUGAAGUUAAUUGCUUGAAGGUGGCCGCCACAUCACUCCAGUCAGAGCUUGAAAAAGAAAAAUCAUCUCUUGCUACAAUGAGGCAGAGAGAAGGAAUGGCAUCAGUCACAGUUGUUUCUCUUGAAGCAGAGCUGGAUAAUACUAGGUCAGAGAUAGCACUAGCUCAGAUGAAGGAGAAAGAAGCAAAAGAGAAGAUGGCAGAGUUGCCCAAGCAACUGCAGCAAGCAGCAAAAGCAGCUGAUGAGGCCAAGCAACUGGCUCAAAUAGCUCAUGAAGAGCUGCGCAAGGCAAAGGAAGAAGCAGAACAAGCAAAGGCUGGAGCAAGUACAAUGGAGAGCAGAUUACUUGCAGCUCAAAAAGAGAUAGAGGCUGCCAAGGCAUCUGAAAAAUUGGCUUUAGCAACUGUUAAAGCAUUGCAAGAGAGUGAAUCAGCUCAAAGCACCAAGGAUGUAGAUUCACCUGCUGGUAUAACACUUUCUUUAGAGGAGUACUAUGAGUUGAGUAAACGUGCUCAUGAGGCAGAGGAGCAGGCUAACAGAAGGGUGGCAGCUGCAAUUGCUCAAAUUGAGAUCGCUAAGGAGUAUGAGUUAAAAAUUGCAGAGAAGUUGGAAGAAGUGAAUAAAGAGAUGGCUGCAAGAAAGGAAGCGCUAAAAAUUGCAAUGGACAAGGCUGAAAAGGCCAAGGAAGGGAAAUUGGGUGUAGAACAAGAGUUGAGGAGGUGGAGGGCUGAACAUGAGCAAAGACGGAAGACUGGUGAACCUGGUCAAGGAGACGCUGCCCCUGUUAAAAGCCCAAGGACCAUCUCUGAAGACAGGAAGGAAUCUAAGAACUUUGAUGAGGCUCUGGAUGCGUCAGUCGAGUAUGAGUCGAGUCCAAAAGCACAUAUGCAUAUAACUACCACUGAAACUGAAUCGUCCUCAGAAGUAAAUGUUCAAAAAAAGAAAAAGAAAUCAUAUUUCCCCCGAUUUUUAAUGUUUUUAGUAAGGAAAAAGUCACACUCAUCCAAGAAAGGGUAAGAAUUCAGCGAACAUAGAAGAGAAGGCCUGCCUUAGUUGUGAUUUUACAUCUCUUUGCAGGGCAUUCACCUUCACAUUAUGGAUAUGAUCAUACAGAGGUUUUCUUUGAAUGUAAAUGUUGGCUAUUAAUUUGUGUAUGAUAAGUUGGUUGAAUUAUAUUUUUUUUCCUCGCAGAUGAGAAAAGGCUGGUUGGCUUUGGUGAAGGUUUUUUUGAUAUUCUAGUGUUUGGCUGGGGAAGGACAUAAUAAGUUGUUUUUGUAUUGUAUAAUUUUGCAACAUUCCAACAUGGAAAUAUUGUAAAGGUGUGCAAUUGGUUUAAUUGAAAGAUUUUGUUUUUUCA